CAAAAACAUCAGCUGUCUCCCGUUUCCAGAGAGUUCGCCGACCAGUUUUGCUUUCAAAUUGAAGAGAAAACUACAGUUUAACUUCACCAGGCACAAUCGUCAGAAUGAGAUGCAGGAAAAUAUUAACCCAGAAUGGUUUAAUUUUACCGUCCAGUUGGAGAAACAUUUCACAAAUGAUAAUCGUGUAUGCCCAAAAGGUUUUGUGCGGAUCUGCGAAUUCGGUUUUUGUGGAAUAAUUCGACCAAGGGCUAUGAUGUAGCAGCGGUCACAGUAAGUCCAAUCAUACGGCUUCUUCCCACCCCGAGAUCAGAUGAGCGCUGGGGAAUGUUUUCAACCACCUGGAGGAGGAAGUUCAGCGCGGAAGAAAUGUUACCAGACUUCGCCGAUCUGGUAUCCGGACUUUUUUUUGAUGAUCUCAUAGAGAUUGGGUGUGCAGAUGGGCGGUUAAAGUUCUGGGAGGGAACGACUGGUAACUUUAAGGAUAUAUAUGAAGCUGAAAACACCCACAACAAUGGGGUAACUAACAUAAACCUCGCCGGUGACAAAGUGAUAGUCGCACGAUUGAGUGAACGAAACGAUUUUCUGAGACUGGAAACGUACACGUAAGGUUGUCAGAUCGA
Topomyia yanbarensis is the source of this 620-nucleotide messenger RNA. RefSeq lists its product as uncharacterized. The record is from RefSeq and is a predicted model, not a curated record. NCBI's taxonomy places the organism in Eukaryota, Metazoa, Arthropoda, Insecta, Diptera, Culicidae. The transcript has 2 exons. Bases 187 to 606 code for a protein of 139 amino acids.